GGGUGAGCAAACCCGUCCGUGCACCAUCUCCUUGCACCGCACUAACCCCUCGGCUCUGCCCCCCAGCUGGUACUUCAGCAAGAUCAGCCGAAACGAAGCCGAGCAGCUCCUCCUCUCGCCUCCCAACCAGCACGGCUCCUUCCUCGUCCGGGACAGCGAGAGCAGCAAGGGCGAGUACUCUCUCUCAGUGCGCAACCACGCGAAGGUCAGCCACUUCCGAAUCUGCAAGAGCCCCGGGGGCAGCCUCUACAUACAGAAGGGCCAUCCCUUCCCCGACAUGGAGGAGCUCCUCGCCUUCUACACCAAGCACUGGAAGGUCAUCCAGAGCCCCUUGCUGCAGCCCUGCAGCCCCGCGACCCCCCCCGAGAGGGACGGCUGGGAGCGCCCGCGCUGGGAGUUCACCCUGCGGAGGAAGCUGGGCGAGGGCUACUUCGGAGAGGUGUGGGAAGGACUGUGGAGGAACACAGUGCCGGUGGCCAUCAAGAUCAUAAAAGCUGACAUGAAGGCAGAAGACUUCACCAAGGAGAUUCAGAACCUGAAGCGCCUGAGGCAUGAGAAGCUGAUCCAGCUGCACGCUGUCUGCUCGCUGGAUGAGCCCGUGUACAUCAUCACUGAGCUCAUGCGGAAAGGCAACCUCCACAGCUACCUCAACAGUCCUGAAGGGAAGUCCCUGGUCACCUCCCACCUGCUCAACAUUGCCUGCCAAGUGGCGGAUGGGAUGAGGUACCUGGAGGAGAAGCACAUUGUCCACCGGGACCUGGCAGCCAGAAACAUCCUGGUGGGAGAGGAACUCACCUGCAAAAUCGCCGAUUUUGGACUUGCCCGGCUCCUCAAGGAUGACAUUUAUUCCACCAGCAGCAGCACCAAAAUCCCAGUGAAGUGGACAGCCCCGGAGGCAGCCAACUACCGCACCUACUCCCUCAAGUCCGAUGUCUGGUCCUACGGGAUUCUGCUCUACGAAGUCUUCACAUACGGACAGAUCCCGUACGAAGGAAUGACAAACCAAGAAACCGUACGGCAAAUCACCAGGGGCUACCGCCUUCCCCGGCCCAGCUCCUGCCCUCCCGAGAUCUACAGCAUCAUGCUGGAGUGCUGGAGCGGUAACACGGAGGAGCGUCCUACCUUCCUGGCCCUGCGGGAGAAGCUGGGCUUCAUCUACAGACGGCUGCUGAGCUCCCUCUCCUGA
Messenger RNA from Fulmarus glacialis (Northern fulmar), 1186 nucleotides. RefSeq names its product tyrosine-protein kinase Srms-like. The transcript is spliced from 7 exons. Gene Ontology annotation, molecular function: signaling receptor binding; ATP binding; non-membrane spanning protein tyrosine kinase activity. Gene Ontology annotation, biological process: innate immune response; cell differentiation; cell surface receptor protein tyrosine kinase signaling pathway. The annotation marks the transcript as partial. The record is from RefSeq and is a predicted model, not a curated record. Gene Ontology annotation, cellular component: extrinsic component of cytoplasmic side of plasma membrane. NCBI's taxonomy places the organism in Eukaryota, Metazoa, Chordata, Aves, Procellariiformes, Procellariidae.